This is a messenger RNA of Paramecium sonneborni, 2103 nucleotides long. The record is from the annotation of a GenBank genome assembly. Lineage: Eukaryota; Ciliophora; Oligohymenophorea; Peniculida; Parameciidae.
AUGAAAUCUAAAAUUAAGUUACCAAAUAAAUUAACAGUGGGUACUGAUACAGAUAUUAUCUUUAAUGAUGCAGAUUUUUGUUCUAAUUUAGUUGAUAAUUUAAGAUAAGCAAAAACAGUUAGAACAACACAUAAAAAAACAAAAACUGAAUUAUUUUAUACAAAGACACCUAAUACAACUUUGUAUAAAUUUAGAUAAAAUGGAUAAUUGUUAAUAAGUUCUUAAUUAUCUUUAUCUCGUUGUCCUUCUUUAACAAAAUCUUAGAGAAGAUUAUAAGAAAGAGAACCAAAAACAAAAAGUAAUAAUGUUAGUAAGGAAUAUUUGGAAAUAAAGAAAAGUUAAACAGAAUAAGAUAUAGUUCCAAUAUAGUUACUUUUUGAAUAAAAUAGUUUUUUAGCAAGGAAUCAUGAGUUAUUAAUAGAUAGUAUAACAGAAUUAUCAGAAUCUGUUAAAGUUUAAUUAUUAAGCAAUUAGUAUGAAAUAUAGAGAUGGAAAGAGGAAAAGAUUUAAAGCAAUCUAGAUAGUAAAUUGUUAUUUAUUUUAUAUAAUACAAUGCAGUAAUUAGAUAAAAAAAUAAUUGGAUCAAUAUUUAAUAAAUAGUAGACUCCAGCUGAAAAUUUUAAAUUAAAAAACUUAUCUGAUACAAUGGAAAUGGUAUCAGAGAUGGUUACACUUUUAAUAAAGUAUAUUUCUAGAAUGGAUAUUAAAUUGGCAACAUUUGUAGAGUAUUUUUGGAAAUUUUGGGUUGUUUUAAUUGAUGUAGCUAUGUAAUGGAUGGAUAAAAGUUGCACAGAUUAUAUAGAAUAUUAGAUUUCAUAGUUUAAAUAGUAGUUUGAAGAGGCAAUACAUUAAAAGAAUAUAACAGAGGAUAAAUUAAUAAGAGCAGAAAAAGAAUUUAAAUUGUAGGAGUAAUAAUAUUAAAGAAAAUGUGAUUCUUUGGAAACUUAAAUAUUGUCUAUUUAAUCUGAAUUUAAUGAAUACAAAUAAGCAAUGUUAUAAAUGAGUGAUUUAAAAUAGGCAGAGAAAAGAAUGAAUGCAGUUGGAUUAAAAUCAUUAGAAUUGGAAAACCUUUUCAAAUAAUAUGAUCGAUAAUUAUUUGAUUAUAAGAGUGAUUUUUAAAAAGAUUUUAAAUAAUUAGGAUCAAUAUUGGUACAAUAAAAGAAAUUGUAAGAAGAUUUGAAGUAACCUCAUUAAUAGGCUUAAUCAAUUCUUCAUAUACAUUAGUAUGUGGAGAAUAAGACACUUUAUGAACUAUUUACUAAUAUGCAUCCUUUCUGUUUGCAUUUUAAAAAAAUAGAAUUACAUGAACAAGAUGAUGAAAAUGAUUAUGAUACUUAACUAAUAUAGUUUUUAGAGUAUUUAACUAAUUAUGAUGAUUUAAUGUAGAAUGUUUGUUUAAUCUUUAGAGAAUGGGUCAAUGAUAGUGAUCGUCUUAAUCGAAUUUUAAAUCAUCUAUUAACUUAAAGAGAUUAUACAUAACAUUCUUUACAUCAUUUUUAUUGUAUACUAUUUGGAUUGAAGAAUAAUUAAUAAAUCUCUUGGAUUUCUAUCAGUAAUCUAAUCUGUUAUUUUAAACAGUUAAGAUAGGAAUUACAUUAAUAAUUGAAUGAGGCAAUAUAUCUAAAAGACUCUAAUUAUAUUUUAGAUUUGAUAUUGCCAGAAGAAUUUAUGGAAAUUAUAAAACAUCAUAAAUUGGAUUCAAUAACAAUAUUAAGUUUAUUAAAUUUAUUGGCUUAGUUUAUGUAAUAGACAGAAAAUAAAUAAUGGAAUAGAUGGAAAUUUCAUUUUAAAAUUGAUUCAGAUGAAUUUGAUCAUAAUAAGUUGGAUUAUUUUUUAUAACUUAAAAUAUAUUUGAAUUAAGGUGAAUUGAAUAUUCAAUAGAAAAAUGAUUAUUUUGAUCAAAUACGUCAUUUAUCUUUAAUGUAUCCUAGUUUAUUUUAUAAACAUAAAUAAAUGAUUUCAAAGAUGUAAACUCAAAUAAGAAGAGUUUCAUAGAAAAAUACAGCUUAAUAAUAAUAAAAGGAUAAUAAUACAAGACCAUCACAAAUGAAGAGAUAGUCAACUUAUAAUGGUAUGAUUAAAUCUCAAGUUCUUAGAAAAUGA